AUGCAAGAAUCAAGAGAACCACAAAACAACUUUUCAGAUUGUCAAAGAAUAUCUUCAUCGUCAUCCACAUUCUUUGGAGGAGUCUCACCAGAGAAACCAAGGUGUGAAAGAUCCCUGGGAAAGGAAAAGGAUGAUUCCGCAUACAAUAGUGGAGAUCAUAGCUCGAGCAUAACCAAUGUUCAGGAUGAUGACUUUGUCCUUCCAGAGCUAUUGCCAUCAUUUGAAAUGUAUGAAAACUUGCUCAGCAAUAUACCUCAAUCUAGUUUCGAUACGUACUUUCCAGAAAAUCCACCUUAUUAUGAGGUUACUUCCAGAAGUCGGAGUAUUCCUUCGGAAGGUGAAUCUGGGCAUGACAUGCGGAUUCUUACCGAUGAUAUCGCUGGCCUAGAAAAUCAUGAAGUGACCGUUGAUAGCCGUCGGUUUACUUCCGGCUCUUCUAGUUCCCAGAUUCGUAAUUAUUAUGAUACUAAAGGUAUCCCGGUUGAGAAAAUAUACGCAUUGCCUAGAGUUAAAACCCCCAUAGCGAUUGAAUUAUACGUUACAAAGACAGCUCCAAAGUUUGGCCAGCUUCCGAAACACGAGAGCAUGCUAAAGGAAUACACAUCUGGUGAUAUAAUUCACGGAUAUUUUACUGUACAAAAUAAAUCAACUAAACCUAUAAAAUUCGAUAUGUUUUAUUUAACUUUGGAAGGUACGACAAGUUCAAAAAUAAAAUCACCUUUUGGAAUCCAAAAAACAACGAAAAGAAUUUUGAGAAUGGUAGAUAUGGCAGCGAGUUGGUCAUAUAAUCAUGAAGACGUGAACACCGGGGAAGAUCUUUGUGGAUUUUUUGACUCCAUUGAUAAAACAAGCUUCGGAUUACCUAAUAACAGGACACUAAAUCCGGGCGAUAAACGUAAGAAAUUUUUCACCUUUAAAAUUCCAAACCAGCUAUUAGACGUAACCUGUAAGCACGGGAACUUCUCUCAUUCUCUUUUACCCCCUACUUUAGGAUUUGAUAGACCACCGAGUUCUCAUCCAGACCUUUCAACUCUAAAAUUUUCAGAGAGUUUGGGUUAUGGUCGUUUGUCAGAAAGAGGUUCCUCGCUAUGGCUGAGUGACAAUUCUAAUGGCAGCCUAAUCAAUUAUUCAAUAAACGCUAUGAUAGUAGGAAAAGAUAUAGCUUCUGGGCGUGUUUGUUUGAUGAGUGAAAAAAAGUAUAGCAUUAGAAUAGUUCCAUUUGGCUUUCAAUGCAAUCCAAUUAGCAAAGAAACGUGCCUCAAAGAUUUAGAGGAUUUCGAUAUCGAAAUUGCAAACAGGCUUGGAAGGAUCGAGAAAAUCUUCUGUAAAACAAGGCGAGCGAUUCCCAUACGUAAGGAGGACAUACAGGAGAUGAGUCGCUCUGAUCAACUAGCACCCUCAAGGGGUAAGUAUGAAUGGAACGCAGCAGCUGGAAAUAUUGAAAACGGAACACCUAAAAAGAAACAUUAUUCUGAAGAAGAUAAAAUCCAAACUGAAAUUACUUACUCGAUAUCAUCUGUCUUCAGCACAGGUCUUAAAAAUGUACUUUUCAAAAAGGUGCGUAAUACGCAAUCGUCUCAACCAGAUAAUACUGCUUCAAGGAUUAACUCCGAGAAAAUUGGACUUAUAACAAUAAAAAUAAGGCCUCCCAGUAAUGCUUUGCCCUAUUGGUGUCCAAAUCUGAUUCAAAAACAAAAUGUAUUUUCAUUAAGAAACAGGCAGAAUCAACAGAACUGGAUUAAUCUGAGAGGUCUACUGUCGUUUGAAGAAAGAGAAAAACUUGAAAAUUUACGGGUGGAACUAGUAUGUAUGCAAGCUGCUAAUAGUAUACCGCAUGAUCCACCGGAGAUCAGUAGUUUGGAGACAGAACUGAUUUGCUUAACAACGAAUACAGAAGAUUGCAAACCAGUGAGGUUCCACACUGAUUUACUUUUAAAGGAGCAUAAAUACAAUAAGAUUAAGAAAAUAUUUCAGGAAAUGUUGGAAAACAUUGAAGCAUAUCGCGAUGAGUUCACUAAAAAUCAAACAAAAAUAAACUUACUUCUUACGGAAGACGCAAGAGUUAGCCUGCAUGAUAGACCGCUCGUUUUUUCUGAGUUAAUGCCUUUGAGUACAAUUAAGGACGUGCAGGUUUUAGCGCGUAUGGAUGCCAAUGUUGUUGUCAUGAAAAAUGCGUUGAAAACGAAACUAGUUGGGGAAAAAAGGGAGCAUGUUGGUUCUUCCCCCAUAUCCAGCAUGGUUCCUCGAGCUUCUCGGAAUAUAAAAAAAACCUCCCCAUCAAACUGUGGCCAUUCGAUACUUUCACAUUUGAAAUUAAAUGAAUGGAAUCAAGUCAAUCCAACAGAGUAUAAGAAAACAUUGUUACUGAACAUAAAAUUUAAUGAGGAUUUGAAAGCCACCAUAGUACCAAGUUUUGAAAGCUGUCUAUGCUCGAGAUCAUAUUUCUUCCGUGUAAAAUUUCAUUUCGAUAAAGGUGCUGGGUCUUGUGAAAUUGAUAUCCCAGUUCAAGUCAAAAACUCUUACAUUUGA
Messenger RNA from Saccharomyces paradoxus, 2529 nucleotides. It is a transcript of the gene BSC5, whose product is annotated as Bsc5p. Gene Ontology annotation, molecular function: ubiquitin-ubiquitin ligase activity. The record is from RefSeq and is a predicted model, not a curated record. The coding region runs from base 1 to 2529 and encodes 842 amino acids. Gene Ontology annotation, biological process: protein monoubiquitination; protein polyubiquitination. The transcript has a single exon. NCBI's taxonomy places the organism in Eukaryota, Fungi, Ascomycota, Saccharomycetes, Saccharomycetales, Saccharomycetaceae. Gene Ontology annotation, cellular component: ubiquitin ligase complex.